AUGCUCCUGCCCAACAUGGAGGUGCCACGCCUUGGAUGCGCCGCCGUAUCCUUGCGCGGGCAGGCGAUCGUCUGUGGCGGUUCUGGCCGCCACGGGUCCUUGGCCAGCGUCGAGACUUACGAUGCUGCCGAGGGACAGUGGCAGGCUCUGCCUCCCAUGCGGGAUGCGCGCGAGCGAUUCGCGGCAGCCGUGGUGCAGGGCAGCAUUUACGUGUGCGGUGGCUGGUACUACACAGAAGCCGAGCCCAGCGCAAGGGUCCUGCGGUCGGUGGAGCGCUUUGACCCACGACUCGGCCGCUGGGAGGAUCUGGCGCCGAUGCCCCAGCGGCGCCACGGCUUGGCCGCCGGAGCACUCGGCUGCCAGCUCUGGGUCUGUGGAGGCAGCUACGGGCGGCAGGAUGUCCGCACUGUUGAAGUCUACGACGUGGACACCUUCGCCUGGGUUCAGAUGCCCUCGAUGCACAUGCCAAGGAACUGCGCAUCCAUGGCGUUCGUGCGGUUCUAG
This is a messenger RNA of Symbiodinium natans, 504 nucleotides long. The record is from the annotation of a GenBank genome assembly. Lineage: Eukaryota; Dinophyceae; Suessiales; Symbiodiniaceae.